AAGCAGCCGUGCCAAACGGCCUCAACUAUGCUCUAAGCGCUGGUGAAAACCGCGGUUCACGUUGUUAUUGGUGGAGGUCUCUCCUUGCGACCGCUCUCUUCUUCGAUUUGUUGCCCAUCCAAGCCGCGAGUUUCUCCCAGUCUCACAACAAUCUUCGUCGACGCCCUUCAACGGCCGCACGGUUCCCGCUUCGAAUGAGCAAUCAUAGACUCGCCAGCGCCGCCCGUGCUCCACCCUGAUAGAAUCAGCGACGGCUAUGUGGCCUUUCUUGCUACGGCAGCGGUGUUUACGUCCCUCUCCGCAAUAUGCGUCUUUCUUCGCGUCCUCCAGAGGCGUCUGAUUGACCAUUUGUGGUGGGACGACUGGUUCAUUUUCGGCUCGCUCUUCUUCGCCGUCGGCGUUUUGAUAACCACCGUUCUUGUUGCGACCGUAGGCGGUGCCGGCUAUCACAUUACUACUUAUACCCAGACCCAGUUGGAGACAUACAUCAAGAUUUGUCUCACCAACAACGUCAUAUACAACCUGGGCAUCAUGCUGUCCAAGCUUUCUAUCCUGUGCUUUUAUCACCGAAUAUUUUCCAUCGACAAUACGGUUAAACGUUUCAUGAAGGCUGUCGGCCUGGUCGUCAUCGCAAACUGCGUCGCAGCCAUGGGCGGCCUCAUCUUCGCCAACUCGCCGGUCGAGGGCCAGUGGAACCUCUCCAUCACCUCGACGACCAUCAACAACAAGGCAUUCUGGGUGACCAUCGGAAUAGUGAACCUUGUUCUCGACAUGGUCGUUCUGGCAAUACCGCAGUCCAGGGUGUGGAAACUUCAACUGUCGAGGCAGCGGAAGCUUGGUGUUUCGUUCGUGUUUUUGCUAGGCGGAUUUGUCUGCAUCGCGACAACUAUUCGAGUCAUCUACAUGGCGAGGAUCGAUGUUUCUGAUAUUACGUACCAGUUCACUAUUCCCGGCAUCUGGACCUGCGUGGAGAUGAAUGGGUCCAUCAUCUGUGCCUGCCUCCCAGCCGUCUACAGCCUGUUCAAGGUGAAGACGCGCAGGGACAGCCGGUCCGAGAGCAAAAGCCAAGCAUCUGUGGCGCACGCUCCUGGGUCCCCUGAGAGCGAGAGAAACAAGUACCUCAACCUAGACACCACACCACAAGCACACGAGAGGUACUACGUCCAGGGUGCAGGCCUCCAGCGUGGGAAGCUCUGACGAUACCGUUCCGCUGGGUCCGAUUCGCGUUGAGAGAGGCUACGAAGUGAUCCGAUAGGCCCCACCCCGAAUGCUUGUGCGAGACCAACUGUAUGUACGAGGUGCUAAAUGAUACUUGUUGAAGUAAUACAAAAUCAGCAAUCAAUAACUUCGCCAGGCCACAUUUACUGUCAGGUAUAGAUUGCGAUUUACGGAACUGUACAAAUCGAGGGUCGGGGCCUGCAGCUCCUCCGCUGCAUCCAAAAC
Messenger RNA from Purpureocillium takamizusanense, 1443 nucleotides. RefSeq lists its product as uncharacterized. The record is from RefSeq and is a predicted model, not a curated record. NCBI's taxonomy places the organism in Eukaryota, Fungi, Ascomycota, Sordariomycetes, Hypocreales, Ophiocordycipitaceae. The transcript has 4 exons. Bases 532 to 1197 code for a protein of 221 amino acids.